CCACCCUCCCGGUCCAACCUCUGUUUGGCCGGUAGCUCGGUAGCUCGGUUCCAGCCGUUGCUGCAGCUGUUUCCCAGCCCUUUUCAAGACUCCGGUGACCGACCAGAAGCCCUUGUUUCCAGGAUGGUGAUCCAUGUAUAUAUUGCAUCUUCUUCUGGCUCUACGGCGAUUAAGAAGAAACAGCAAGAUGUGCUUUGUUUCUUAGAAGCCAACAAAAUAGGAUUUGAAGAAAAAGAUAUUGCAGCUAAUGAAGAGAAUCGAAAGUGGAUGAGAGAAAAUGUACCUGAAGACAGUCGACCACCCACAGGGUACCCGUUGCCACCUCAGAUUUUCAAUGAAAGCCAGUACCGUGGGGAUUAUGAUGCCUUCUUUGAAGCCCGAGAAAAUAAUGCAGUUUAUGCCUUUUUAGGCUUGACAGCACCACCUGGUUCAAAGGAAGCAGAAGCCCAGGCAAAGCAGCAAGCAUGAGUGUUCCAUGUUCUUCCUUCAGCAUCUUGAGAAAUAAUGAAAUCUCCAUUGCUUUUAAAGAAAUACCUGCUUCAAAAGAAAUAGGCUUACAUGUUGACAUAAUAGAUUAGUUGAUGUUCUUGCAUGCAAACAAGCAUAAUGAAAAUGUGAACAUGGUGGUAAGAAGUGAGAGAUGAAGUUAAAACUUUAAGUAGGUAAAAUAGAGUAGCAUUGUUAUCUGCAAAGGCAUUUCAUGUUCUGUAAGGAUUUCCCAAAAAACCUAUGUGCUCCUUCUUUUAUAUUACUGUGUAGCUUAAGGAUAUCUUCAUUUAAAUUUUGAGGAAUUAAAGAGGAGAGAGAGAGGUGGGGGUAGGGAGAGAGAGGGAGAGAGAAGGAGGGAGGGAGAGAGAGAGAGAGAGAGAGAGAGAGAGAGAGAGACUUAAGACUCCAAAAAUGCCUCAUUAUCUUUAGUGAACAUGAAUAUUUUGAUGUAAUGUUACUGUUGUUGAAAUGUAUUUACAGGUUAUGUUCAUGAUGUGUUAGCCAUUGUAAUUUCCUAUGGUGACUGUGACAUUCUCCUUUUAUAGGAGAAACGUGUAUGCCCUGAACCACAAGUUUUCUAGGCUUCAAAAUGUAACCUUUCAUUGCACUGUCAGUGAUCAAAAUAGUUGACUUCCUGCAAGACAAGAAUUGACUGCAUUCAACUGACAAAUUUUCUUGCUUAUACAUGCAGUUAUAAUCAUGUUUCUAAGUUGCUUGCCUCAGUAAAAUGUGGAUAUAUAAGGCAUGGAGAAAAGAUUGCAGUUCAUUUUAAAUUGGCCCUUCAAUGCGAAAGACACAGACUUUUAAUUAACCAUUAUAUUGCCCCUGAUUGUUCAAGAUAUAUUUUCUGUUGGUGUUUGCUGAAAGUUGUAGUAGGAGCUCUCAUCUCCUGCUUUACCACUGUUGCUGACCAUGAACAAAACCAUUCCUAAUAGGUAAGCCGUUAGUUUCAGUUUAGACAGACUGUGUCAACACAUUGGUUCAAGUAGAAAGAAUCCCUAAGCAGACCUUGAUCUUUUGAGAAAGUACAUGUAUCAAAGAAAAGGAACAAUGUUUGAAACAGUUUGAAGAUAAGCCUGACCCAAAGCAUUCAACCAGAAGAUGUUGAUAUUGUACCUUUGUCUCAUACUUUAAAAACAAAACACUUUUUACUUCAAAUUUUCUUUAUCACUAUAUCUGCUAUUUACUAAACUGUACUUGGCAAAAACAUUCAACAUACACUGAAGCCAUAUCUUUGUUUACUGAAACUCAAACAUAAUUCUUAAUGCUUUCAAAAUAAAUGUUCUUAAAAAUUUUGUGUUACGGGGUUGGGGAUUUAGCUCAGUGGUAGAGCGCUUGCCUAGCAAGCACAAGGCCCUGGGUUCGGUCCCCAGCUCCGAAAAAUAGAAAAGAAAAAAAAAUUGUGUUACUCAACUUUAAAUGUUAAACAGUAAUUUUGACGAAUAAUUGUUUAUAGGUGUUUAGAAAGGAGAAAAACCAUACUGAACGAAACAAAACAAAACAACAAUAAAAAAACAAUUUGAAGGCAAUUUUUACUGACCUAAACUUUGAACUAUGAAUUGGAGUCAGAAGUACUGCAUUUUUUCUUUUUCUUUUUACAAAAAGAAAACAGUUACUUGUGGAGAUCUCUAUGGAAGACAGUACUUUAAAUGAAUUUUGGUGUGAACACAAUACUUUUAGCCAAUGCUUUUCCUCAGCAUUUCUAAAUGAAACAGGUGAUCCUUGCAAUGUUCUAUGUGGACAAUAUAACUUUGGUUUUGUGUUAAAUCAUAGUGUCAGGAUAGGCAUUAUUCAAAAAUAGAUGCAUUGGAGAAUGUUUAUGUUGUCAGGAUAAAACCCUGAAGUUUGUAGAUUUAAAGUAUACGUUUGAGUUGAAUCGUCUCCCAUUGAAGCCUCUCAUUUUGUUGAUUGAGAAACAUUCCUGAUAGCUGAAAGAAAAGGAAAUAAAAGUCUGAGAAUUAUGUUGAGUUUUUUUUAACUGCCACAGUAUGUGCUUGAAGUAAAAUUCUUCCUGCUUUUCAUAGUAUCUUUGGCAUAUUUGUGUUUCUAAAUCAGACCUGUUCAUUUGUGAGUUUCACAUUUUAGAACUGAUUUGCCUUUUAGAGAUUUUGAUCUUCAGAAAGAGUUCCAUUUUCAAACACACUAUAAAUUGUUAAUUAUAUUGCUAAAUGUGGACACUUUUUUGGGAACCUAAGCAUAGAUGAAUAGAGAAUUUUGAAACAAAGAUUGUUUUGAUGGGGAAAGACUGAAUAGAGAGUUUUGGUGAAAUCAGACUUUGCUUCUUAAGUAAAAACAACAAAAAAGUAGAACUCACAUGGAUUUUGUUAAGCAGUUGUUGAUGUUUAAAAUAUGCAAAGUACAACUUUAAUUCUUUUCUAUGGAACACCAAUACUUCUUUUCAUCUAAUGAAUUUCAAUAAAACCAAUUAAAUGA
This is a messenger RNA of Rattus norvegicus (Norway rat), 2922 nucleotides long. It is a transcript of the gene Sh3bgrl, whose product is annotated as SH3 domain binding glutamate rich protein like. The coding region runs from base 124 to 468 and encodes 114 amino acids. Lineage: Eukaryota; Metazoa; Chordata; Mammalia; Rodentia; Muridae. Gene Ontology annotation, cellular component: plasma membrane; cytosol; nucleus. The record is from RefSeq and is marked validated. The transcript is spliced from 4 exons.